CUUCACAACCGUAACGACGUGUAUGGCGUACACGCUUCCUGCGCCCGAGUUGGCGAAGAUGGUGAUGAGCACGUGCUCCUUCACGUUGAACGGGCCCGGGUUGAGCGUGAACUCCCACCUCGACCCGCGGAAGAAGACCCGGUCCGUGAUUCGGGCCGCCAUGAGCUGGCCCAGCGGCACCACCGCGAUCUGGGCCGAGAUUGCCGUGACGGUCAGCGGCUCGGUCCGGUACCAAAAAAACUGGUUGAGAAACGACAGCACCACGCACGACAGCGUCCCCAGGACCCACAUCCGGAAAGUUAGCACCGGUAGGGUCGGGUCGUCUGUUGUGGGCACCGUCAUCGCCACCUGUUUCACCGGCGAGUUCUCCACUUCCUCUUCCUCUUCCUCUUCUUGGGCCUUGUGAGGCGACGAGGAGGAUGCAGAUGAUGAUUUUGAAGGAAGGUCUUCAUCUCUCUCCGUUGACUUGGUUACUGCGGGAGAUGAACAACAAAAAAGAAUUGGUAAUUAGAACGACAAGGAAAAACAUAUCCUGCUCUCGUGCUCACUUUGGGUUUGCACAGCGGCGCAAGGAGCAGAUGAUUCGUACGUAGAG
Messenger RNA from Linum tenue, 595 nucleotides. Lineage: Eukaryota; Viridiplantae; Streptophyta; Magnoliopsida; Malpighiales; Linaceae. The record is from the annotation of a GenBank genome assembly.